Messenger RNA from Microtus ochrogaster (prairie vole), 2984 nucleotides. It is a transcript of the gene Cnot2, whose product is annotated as CCR4-NOT transcription complex subunit 2. Gene Ontology annotation, biological process: regulation of DNA-templated transcription. Lineage: Eukaryota; Metazoa; Chordata; Mammalia; Rodentia; Cricetidae. The record is from RefSeq and is a predicted model, not a curated record. Gene Ontology annotation, cellular component: CCR4-NOT core complex.
AGAACUGGUGGGCGGUCCUUCCUGUGACACGACCCUUGAGUGACAGUUCUAUUUGAUUGCCUCCAGUACUGUGAGGAAAGGACACGACUCUAUGGUGAGGACUGAUGGACAUACAUUAUCUGAGAAAAGAAACUACCAGAGCAGAAGAAUCCCACCGUUUAUCAUGUUCUGGUUGGACUCCUUUCUUAUCGUUUGCUGGAGUUUGAACUUCAGAGCUAUGGUGUCAACCCUGCUGUAAUAUCUCAGGGGAGCUCCUAGUGUGGGGCUGGUGCCAUGGCUCACCCUCCAACCUUUCCUUCUUCACUUCAGCCUCCAGCUCUGAGCUUUCCAAUCCCCAGAGUAGCAAAUGUUGAAAGAAGUUGCACAGGUGACAAACAGCAUGUUUGGUGCUUCAAGAAAGAAGUUUGUAGAGGGGGUGGACAGCGACUACCAUGAUGAGAACAUGUACUACAGCCAGUCUUCUAUGUUCCCACAUCGGUCAGAGAAAGAUAUGCUGGCAUCACCAUCCACAUCAGGUCAGCUGUCUCAAUUUGGGGCAAGUUUAUACGGGCAACAAAGUGCAUUAGGCCUUCCAAUGAGGGGGAUGAGCAACAAUACCCCUCAGUUAAAUCGCAGCUUAUCACAAGGCACUCAGUUACCGAGCCACGUCACGCCAACAACAGGGGUACCAACAAUGUCACUUCACACGCCUCCAUCUCCAAGCAGGGGUAUUUUGCCUAUGAAUCCUAGGAAUAUGAUGAACCACUCCCAGGUUGGUCAGGGCAUUGGAAUUGCUAGCAGAACAAAUAGCAUGAGCAGUUCAGGGUUAGGUAGCCCCAACAGAAGCUCGCCCAGCAUAAUAUGUAUGCCAAAGCAGCAGCCUUCUCGACAGCCUUUUACUGUGAACAGUAUGUCUGGAUUUGGAAUGAACAGGAAUCAGGCAUUUGGAAUGAAUAACUCCUUAUCAAGUAACAUUUUUAAUGGAACAGAUGGCAGUGAAAAUGUGACAGGAUUGGACCUUUCAGAUUUCCCAGCAUUAGCAGACCGAAAUAGAAGGGAAGGAAGUGGUAACCCCACCCCAUUAAUAAACCCCUUGGCCGGAAGAGCACCUUACGUUGGAAUGGUAACAAAACCUGCAAAUGAGCAAUCCCAGGACUUCUCAAUACACAAUGAAGACUUUCCAGCAUUACCUGGUUCCAGCUAUAAAGAUCCAACGUCAAGUAAUGACGACAGCAAAUCUAAUUUGAAUACGUCGGGGAAGACAACUUCAAGUACAGAUGGACCCAAAUUCCCUGGAGAUAAAAGUUCAACAACACAAAACAAUAAUCAGCAGAAAAAGGGGAUCCAGGUGUUACCUGAUGGUCGAGUUACUAACAUUCCUCAAGGGAUGGUGACGGACCAAUUUGGAAUGAUUGGCCUGUUAACAUUUAUCAGGGCAGCAGAGACAGACCCAGGAAUGGUACAUCUUGCUUUAGGAAGUGACUUAACAACAUUAGGCCUCAAUCUGAACUCUCCUGAAAAUCUCUACCCCAAAUUUGCAUCACCCUGGGCAUCUUCGCCUUGUCGGCCUCAGGACAUAGACUUCCAUGUUCCAUCUGAAUAUUUAACGAACAUUCACAUUAGGGAUAAGUUGGCUGCAAUCAAGCUUGGCCGAUACGGAGAAGACCUCCUCUUCUAUCUCUAUUACAUGAAUGGAGGAGAUGUGUUACAACUCUUAGCUGCAGUAGAGCUUUUUAACCGUGAUUGGAGAUACCACAAAGAAGAACGAGUGUGGAUUACCAGAGCACCAGGCAUGGAGCCCACAAUGAAAACCAAUACAUAUGAGAGGGGAACAUAUUACUUCUUUGACUGUCUGAACUGGAGGAAAGUAGCUAAGGAGUUCCAUCUGGAAUAUGACAAAUUAGAAGAACGGCCUCACCUGCCAUCCACCUUCAACUACAACCCUGCUCAGCAAGCCUUCUAAAAGACUUCCCUUUCCUGGGGUAUGGCUGUCUCAGCACAGUACUCGACAGAUCCGCAGAACUGAUGUGGCUCAGGCAACCUGGUUUUAAUUCAUUGAGGAUCUGGCAAUUGGCUUACGUAAAGGGUCACCAUUUGAGGUCCUGCCUUACCAAUUAUGUGCUGCCCAACAACUAAAUUUGUAAUUUGUUUUCUCUAGUUUGAGCAGGGUCUGAAUUUUUUCGUUUAUUUUCUUUUUGCCAGCAGACAGACUUGAGUCUAUAAAGACAAGCAAGUACACUGACAGAAGUUACCAUUUAGUUUCUUAAAUGUAAAAAAGAAAACCCACAAAAGACUCAACAAAAUUAGACCACAAAAUUUGCAUUGUUCAUUGUAGCACUAUUGGUAAUAAAAUAACAAAUGUUUGUGCAUUUUUAUGUGAAGAUCCUUCUCGUAUUUCAUUUGGAAAGAUGAGCAAGGGCUGCUUCUUUCAUUUUACUUCCCCUUCUGUUUCUGAAAGGCAGUUUCGCCAGGCUUAAUGCAAGAAUAUGACUGUAGAAGAAAGAGAUUGCCACGGUCUCUGGAUGGUUUCCAGGGCUGUGUUGUUACUGAGCUUCAUCUUUCCAGAAUGAGCAAAACACUGUCCAGUCUUUGUUACGAUUUUGUAAUAAAUGUGUACAUUUUUUUUAAAUUUUGGACAUCACAUGAAUAAAGGUAUGUAUGUACGAAUGUGUAUAUAUUAUAUAUAUGACAUCUAUUUUGGAAAAUGUUUGCCCUGCUGUACCUCAUUUUUAGGAGGUGUGCAUGGAUGCAAUAUAUGAAAAUGGGACAUUCUGGAACUGCUGGUUAGGGGACUUUGUCGCCCUGUGCACUAAAGGCCAGAUUUUCAGCAGCCAAGGACAUCCAUACCCAAGUGAAUGUGAUGGGACUUGAAGACGUGAACUGAGACAAUUCACUCUGGCUGUUUGAACAGCAGCGUUUCAUAGGAAGAGAAAAAGAUCAAUCUUGUAUUUUCUGACCACAUAAAGGCUUCUUCUCUUUGUAAUAAAGUAGAAAAGCUCUCCUCA